Molecule: messenger RNA, 5027 nt
Organism: Bursaphelenchus xylophilus (pine wood nematode)
Lineage: Eukaryota; Metazoa; Nematoda; Chromadorea; Rhabditida; Aphelenchoididae
Source: the annotation of a GenBank genome assembly
AUGAGCAGAAGCAUGAACUUGGAGUCGCAGCUGUAUGAAGAUCUGUUGUUUGACUAUAUAAAGAUCCCAAGGCCAGUCAAGAAUUCGAGUGAUGUUUUGGUGGUCGAUGUUGGAGCCAGUUUGAUCAGGAUCAUUGAUGUGGUAAGCAGCCAUCAUUUUAAGUAGGCUGGCCAAACAUUUGAGGAUUUUUACAUGUACGGGAUUCCAAGGGCCUUACAAUUAUUUUCUAGACAAUUUCUGUACAAGUUUGUCGGGAAAAUAAAGUGGAUUCGCCGCGCUUUGAAAUCGCCUAUCAUCAUUUUUGGGGUGCUGGAGAUAUGAUGAGCGUUUGCGCCGAGGAAGAUAUUUUGCUGCAACAACUCCACAUUUUUUUCCCGACAGACUAGUGCUAAGCCUCCGAAACAGCUCCAAACUUUGUUUUGCGCUUUAAAAUUAGAGCAUAUCCGCUUAGUCUACCAAGAUUUUGGGCAUUUUUAUUUUGAAUUUUGCCUUGAAAUAUGAUAGUUGUUUGUUCUUUUGCUCUAGGGAAAAAGGACAAUAUACAAUUAAUCUUUAACGGGUUAAAGUUCAACCAAAAAAGAGUUUUCUACGAAGUGCCUUUUUGACCAAUCAUCACUCGUCUUUUGUCUCUCUAAUACAUAUUUUUUCAGGAUGAAAAAAACCAAAUCCUCACCACAAAUCUUUGGCUUGACAUGGUAUGUUUUCAUUUCCUUCAAACAUAAUUUUUUCACUCCUUUUAAAAAAUAAUAAUUCGCUGAGACUUUUAGAAAUGGGUAGAUGCCAAGUUGAAGUGGGACCCCAAUAAAUACGGUGGAAUCACCGCUCUGCAUAUCCCGUCGGACAUGAUUUGGACUCCAGAUCUUGUCUUGUACAACAAGUAAGUUCUAUUUAUAUCAUUUCAUUUUGAAUUUUAGUGCCGCUGGAGACCCCGACAUUACAAUAAUCACGGACGCUUUGGUCUCGUACGACGGACGGGUAUUUUGGCAGCCACCGGCAAUCUACAAGUCAUUCUGUCCGGUCAGUUUUAAAUUUUUUUAUUAAGCUAUGUGUAAGGUACAUAUCAUUACCUUAAAAAUCAAAGAAAAACUCAAAGCCUCUCAAUUUUACAAGUGGUAUCCUCUGAAAACUGCAGAUACCCAUCGAACAUCUCGUUGCUAUUGUUAUCUAGCAAAAUAAUUGCUGCAUUUACACUGAGCUUUCGAUGUCUGAAGAAGACCAGUAGCUUUACAAUUACCAGUAAGACUUCAUCCAUUAGCUGUGACAUAAUUCUUGCGGUCUCCACUUUCUUCUCUAACAUUUUCUCACCAAUGAAAAUCUUGUAGGAGUCUCGGACGACUGAAAGUUCAUUUAUAGUAUUGGUCACUGUUUUAGGCGCUUAUCUCUAACAGAGGAAGUAGUGCGACGCUUAGAUUUUGAUGAAACUUACAAGGGAAGUACUUGAAGUGUGACGCUCAGAUUUUGAUGAAACUUGGCAUAAAUUUAGAAUAAUUUUUUCUAAGAUAUAUGCGAGAAUCCUAGCUCGCGCUUUACAGAAACAACCGAGAUUUUUAGAUCAAAAGUCGGCGAAAAUUUAGGACUUUUUGCCGAAUUUCGGCACGAAAAGUUUCAUGCCUAUUUCAACUGUAAAGGAUAAUGUUUCUACAAAAAAUCAAAUUUUUCCCCACGAAACUGCCAAAGUUAUGGCCAAAAAGCGCUUUUCUCUCUGACCGCUCUCCACGUUUAGUGUGCUCUCUCGGCGGCAAAAAUCGUUCGAUAUCUCGGCGGCGCCCGCAAAGCGCGAGCUAAAACUUUCAGGAAUUGAUAUUUAGUCCAUACCCGAUGUGUGUGCAAAAUUUAAAGAAAAUCUGAGCGUCACACUUGAAGUACUUCCCCUGUUAGUACAAAUGUAGAAUAUUUUUCUUCAAAAUAUACGCGAGAAUCCUAGCUCGGGCUUUGCAGAAACAACCGAGAUUUUUAGAUCGAAAGUUGGCGAAAAUUUGACUAUUUUUGCCGAACUUCGGCACGAAAAGUAUUUCUACCGUAAAGGUUCCCACAAAAAAGUUUUUCCGCGCGAAACUAGCGAAGUUAUGGCCAAAAAUUGUUUUUCUCUCUGACCGCUCUGCACAUUUAGUGUACCCUCUCGGCGGCGCCUUCAAAACGCGAGCUGAAUCUUUCAGGAAUUGAUACUUAGUUCGUGACCGAUGGGUGUGCAAAAUUUAAAGAAAAUAUGAGCGUCGCCCUUGGGAUACUUCUCCUGUAAGGAGAAAUAUGGAAAGUAAGACUGGACAGUUUUUCUUACCGAACAUAAACCGGUUAUCCACAAACUUCCUCUUCGAGCUCUCGCUACUCAACUUGAACUGGUGUGGGAUGUUCAAGGCAUUCCUGAAGCUAUUGAGGACUUCCACAGUGAAGAGGACCACAUCUUCGUGAACUUCAGACAUUGCUUUGGCCUUUCCAACAUGACCAGCGACGACUCCUUCACCAAUUCGGGCUUUGAAAAACAUUCGAACCACUGGAAAUAGAUUUCUUAUUUCUUGUUUAGAGAAUUAGUUUAUCAUAAUGAUUUGUCACGUACAUACACAAGAACUUCUGAACAACAAACUCACUACAUCAAAAAAAAUUUUUGAUCUCUUGCGGUUUGCCAUACAGAGGUUUGACUUUAGAGUAAGGAGUAGAUCAAAGCUUUCGUAUCAAACUCACAUUCAACCAGUCGUUUGUGCUCCAUUUCUCAAAGUUUUGUCUGUCAAACAGAAACAAUUUUUUGAACCGAUCAGCUCUAACUUUUGGAAUAUAAUGUCUAGAGCAUUGUCCAAACUUUGUAAUAUCAUUACUCAUCUAAUCGAAAACCUUCCAUUUUUUAUUCUCAAAUCUGUUCAGAUUGACGUCACUUGGUUCCCAUACGAUUUACAAAACUGCAAUAUGAAGUUCGGAGCUUGGUCCUACACGGGUUUUUAUGUGGAUCUACGGCAAGCCGAUGACAAUGGCACAACCGUUGAGGUCAAAGAAAAUGGAAUGGAUUUGAGCUUUUUUUACAAGUAAGAUUUUUUUUUUAACUUAAAUUUUUUAAAUAAUAAUCAUAAAGUUAUCAUUUUGGAUAUUUAUCGAUAUAUCUUUCUUUUCAGAUCAGCUGAAUGGGAUCUUCUUUCUCUUCGAUCCGAAAGACAUUCCGUUUUGUACGCAAGUUGUUGUGGUCCUGAGAAAUACGUUGACAUCACAUAUUACUUCGUCUUGCGUCGGAAAACACUGUUCUUCACUUGCAAUCUGAUCAUGCCGUGCUUCUUGAUCUCAUUCCUGACGACGUUCGUGUUUCUGCUGUCGCAUCACAAAAUUACAUUCUCAAUUUCCAUUCUGGUCACGUUGACUGUGUUCUUCUUGGUAAGUAAAUUUUUUCUUACAGGAGAAGUACCCCAAGUGCGACGCUCAGAUUUUGAUGAAAGCUGGCACAAAUUUAGAAUAUUUUUUGCUAAAACAUGUGCGAAAAUCCUAGCUUGCGCUUUGUAGAAACAACCGAGAUUUUUGUAUGGAAAGUCGGCGAAAAUUUAAGAUUUUUCGUCGAAUUCCGCCACGAAAAGUUUCAUACCUAUUUCUUUUGUAAUUGGUAAUGUCUAUGCAAAAAAUCAACUUUUUCCGCACGAAACUGGCAAAGUUAUGACCAGAAAGCCAUUAGUUUUUCUCUCUGACCGCUCUCCGCAUAUAGCGUACUCUCUCGGCGGCAAAGAUGGAUCAAUAUCUCGGUGGCGCUUGCAAAGCGCGAGCUAAAACUUUCAGGAAUUGAUACUUAGUUCAUGCCUAAUGUAUCCUCAAGAUUUAAAGAAAAUCUGAGCAUCGAACUUGGGGUAUUCCCUUGUAAAUGUCAGCAAAAUUGGAGGGAUCUCCUUUUAACUUUUUAUCUCAAGUUCUCGUUUGUGAACUUAUUAUUUAUCUUCAAUCAGCCCAUUUCAGGUUUUGAUUGACAUAAUGCCCCCAACAAGUCUGGUGAUACCAAUGUUUGGCCGAUAUCUAAUCACAACAAUGGUAUUGGUCGCACUCUCCACAAUUGUCUCCGUUAUCACCGUCAACUUCCGAUUCAGAAGUGGAGCUGCCCACAUUAUGUCGCCUUGGACCAAGACAGUAUUCAUGAAACUGCUGCCAAAGUAAGUUACUUUAAACCUACAUAUUUAAAUUCUCUCUGUCUAGACUGUUGUUCAUAAAGCGCCCGGAGAAGGUGGAACGCGCGGUCCGCCGUCCUUCCGCCGUUCCCCACGUGGCUACCGAGCUGUUUGCGGGCGCUGCCAAUCUUUUCGGUCCUUCCGGAAGUCUGCCGAAAACAAAGUUCGGAAGCAAAGAGGCCAAGGAGUACUUGAGCAAGCGUCCGUCAAUGGCUCCACCCAGCUACAUGAGCUAUAGAACACCAUCGAUCGGGUACUCCCACGACAGUCUGGAAGCAAUACCUCCGCCGAGAAUGAUGAGUACCUCGUUCAAUGGGCCGAUUCCGGGGAAUUCGGUUGGAUUUACGGUCAGUAGAUCUGCAGGAAUGAAUUAAUGAGAAUUCUAACAUUGAAAUCUAUUUUUUAGGAGACUGGAGUCAAAUUUGAGCGAAGUAUGAAUGGCACCCACUCGUUGCCACAUUCAAUACAAAAACAGAUGACCCGCCGCAAAUCCCAGCAACAAGUUGAGGAGGAGCAGCGAAAAACAAGGAAGAAAGUGAAUGAUCUGAUCCUCGCCAAGCUUCUGCAGCAGGUCAAGUUGAUCGCUGAGCAUUUUCGAAGGUAUCAGGAAGAAAUGGAGGUAAAAUACGUGCUCGCUAACGUCUCCCAGUGUAUCAAAUAGUAUAUCUAUAAUAUAAAAAACAAAAUGGGUUUUAGAUCUCGGACGACUGGGUGUUCGUGGCCACAGUUUUGGAUCGAUUAUUUCUAUGGAUUUUUGGUCUCAUGAACGUGGCCACGUUGUGGAUUAUCCUUGAAUCUCCAUCGUUGUAUGACGACCGAGAGCCAUUGAAUAUCUCAUUCCCAACGAAGCCCUUAGGACAAGCAGACGUCUACAGUAUUCUGAACAACAAGUUUAGAUAG